Molecule: messenger RNA, 672 nt
Organism: Dibothriocephalus latus
Lineage: Eukaryota; Metazoa; Platyhelminthes; Cestoda; Diphyllobothriidea; Diphyllobothriidae
Source: the annotation of a GenBank genome assembly
AUGUUGGUCAAAGGUACCAAUGGGAUGCAAAUGCCUGCCUCAUCUCAGUCUGCAGCUCGGAGGAAGAUUCAAAUUUCCCGAGCCCUGGUGUCGAGCGAUCUUCCACUGGUUUCUAGUCAGGUACACGUAUAUGCGAAGAGUUUUGCGGACUCCGGUGCCGACUUGCUGUCCGCCUACUCCACGAAUUUACCUCCAGACACCCAAAAUGAGACAGAAAAUGCAAACCCCGCGUCAUCCUUGUCGAUUUUGUCUCUGGUAUACAGUUCUUCGAAUUCCCAACCAGCGCAGCAAUCGCAGACAUCCCCACCGGAUGGGGACCGCAAGCGGGUAAGAGGGGAGGAUGAAGUUCUCCAGUCUCGCCUACUAAAUCGCCAGCACGCCGCCAAGAAGUUGAAACUUGUCAAGGAGCAUGUAUCUCCAGAGACUGGGGUCGGUGUCGCACCUGCUGUUUACAUAAAAGCUGUGAAGGAACUCCUGUUGAACAAUUCCACCGACUUGCCUACCACAGACGGAAGACAGAGUUUCGCCGACUUUCAGAAAGCCCUUAAAACCUACAAGGCUUCGGAGAUGCAGAGUCCUGGCACACCUGUCGAAACUGUGUUCACCGCACUGGCCCGGAUUUUCCUGCCCCGUGAUGCUCCCGGUCUCCUGAGGGGUGGGUUGCGCCCAUAG